Messenger RNA from Cyclocybe aegerita, 1854 nucleotides. Lineage: Eukaryota; Fungi; Basidiomycota; Agaricomycetes; Agaricales; Hemipholiotaceae. The record is from the annotation of a GenBank genome assembly.
AUGGCGUCUUUCGUGUUGAGCAUUGCUCCACCGACCCCAUCUGGGCGCGUUCUGGGCCCCAACUCCACGAUCGAGCUCAAGGUGCUUGGGGUAAUCCUCGCCGGAAUCGCAUAUGGGAUCGUCACCACCCUUUUCGUCGAAACUACUCAGCUGAUGCUGAAGAAGUACACCUACUCAAAGCUCAGGCAGCGAAUUUUCAUCUUCCACGUCGUCCUCCGCAACUUCGCAAUUCCAAUGGCAGCCGUCGAAUCCAGCCACGGCUCCACCGCCAUUCGAGCACCUCCACUCACGCAAUCCGACGCCGUGACUAGCCUGCUCUCGCUCGGUCUCCAGGCCUCAGAAGCGGCCCCCAUUCCUAUUCCCACCCAAAGCAACGAAUUGGCCGCGAGCGCCAAUUCCCAGCAACAAGCUUCGCUGAGCACAGCGGGUCCAGGGAGCCUCGAUGCCCGCCUGGCUGGCCCCAACCCGGGCUCGAGCGUAGGAGCUUCUUCGGCGGGAAAGCACCACCGUCGCCUCAGCUCGAUUGGCAAGACCAGGAGGAGGCUUAGUGAUGCAAGGGAAGCUUCGGUCAGACCACUACUCGUAUCUUCUUCGCCUGCAUCCUCGGCUGCGCUCUCACUCUCCGCGCUUUCCAUCUCCACCUCGCCCGGGCAUACUCUAACACAGAAGACUAUCGCGCCUCGCCCUACCAAUACCCCAUCUGGUAUAUCCAUCGCAGCGCUCAAUGGCUCGGGGCCUGCGCCCGUGCAUGUUGGGCUGAGGUCAAGAACUGAGGCUGAGAAAGAUACCAAGCCAAAGGCCGACGAGAGGGACAGAGAGAAGGAGGGCUCGACGCCCAUCCCGAUUAUUGGCGCGAAUGGCAAGCCGAAGAAGAGAGGGAUCGAUUAUAAGUGCGAGAGCUGCGCCAAGGUGUAUCGCCAUCCGAACUGCUUGAACAAGCAUCGUUGGGAACAUACCCGCCAUUGGCGCGAGGCGUCCAAGUUCGUGUUGAGUAAACACCAGCAGGUGCAACUCCUCGAGGCGGCUACCAUUCUCUCGUUUAUGGGCAAAUGCUCCACCUCCUUACCCGAAGACCGCUCCGAAUGGCCCUCGUUCCUCUCUGGGGGUUCAUUACCCAUGGCUGACGGCAGUGACAUGCACACGCCAGCCCCUCCAACGCCUAUCCCAGCCCCUGCAGCUGUCCCACCACCCAGGAGCACGACGAUGACUUACCCCCUGCACCCCAUCUCCGCGUCCGUGCCCUCUGGCCCCCGGUUGCACGAUUACUCCCUUCCCUCGAGCGGUAGUGGUGGGAAGGCCACGAUCACGCAGCUCCGCCCUGGGUUGGUGGGCGUACCCACCGUCCCCGUACCUCUCAUUCCAACUCCCACCCCCACCUCCGCCUUUGAUGCGCCUGUCUCGGCGUUGUCGGGCGGAUUGGGCGGGUGGUCCCUCCCCUCGUCGUCCGUGCGCUCGGAGAGCUCGUCCUCCCGAUCGAGGUCGGGCAGCCGUUCAGGCUCGUCGGAUGUGGAGAUUGACGUGGAUGUUGAGGGGCUGGAUGACCCGAAUGGUCUGAGGGCCCCCGGAUCCCAUUCGUAUGGCGCCUACCCGGCGUAUGGGAGUUACGGCACCCCGUCUGGUGGGUUCACGUAUCCCACAGCGGCAAGCCGGAGCCCGUAUGGUGCGUAUCCCCAGUCGUAUGGGCGCAGGGGCGUGAUGAAGCGUGAAGAGGAUGAGAUGAGUGUUGGCUUCAGUGUUAGGGAAGAGGACGAAGAUGAGGAGGAGAUGGAGGAUGAGGAGGUUCGUACCAAGCGCCAUGAGCACCAAAGGAAGUGGGAUGGGAUGGAGAUGGAUUUCGAUAUGGAUAUGGAUUGA